AGCAAAAUGCAUGCGCAUCACAACACAAAUUAUGUGAACUAAACUAAACAAUGUUGCUAUAUUGCAUUUGCUGCCGCCAUAAUGAAAAUGAGUUUCAGACUAUGAGGUUAAGAUUAGGUGGCAAUACUUACGUAGCAGGUAAAGAUGACAACCUGUUUGGACAACUUGUACUACGGAUGGGUCGUGGUUCUUGCAGCUGCAGUAAUCAGGAUCCUAGUCUAUGGAAUCUCCUACACUUCUGGUGUGGUCUACGUUGUCAUCCUUGAGAAUUUUAAGACUGGGGCAGCAGAGACAUCAUGGAUUUCGUCACUGAUUACUGCAAUGACCUUUCUUAUUACGCCACUAGCGGGAGUGUUGGUCAAUAAAUUCGGAUGGCGAGUGGUGACUUUUUGUGGGGGACUUCUGACCUGUGGAGGCCUCCUUCUGAGUACUCUAUCGACCAACCUCGUCCUGCUCUGUUUGUUUUACGGAGUAAUCACAGGUUCAGGUUGUGGAAUUGCCUAUAUGAGUGGGAGUCUUGCUGUGCCAAAGUAUUUCCAGCAUAGAAAGAUACAGAACCUUGCCGUCGGUGUGGCGUCGGCCGGUGGCGGAGUCGGCGCCUUUAUUUUCCCGCCAGUUGUUCGACAUCUGGAGAACGAAUAUGGCUGGAAGGGGAUGUUUAUGAUGAUGGGAGGAAUUGCUCUUCACAUGUGUGUUUUUGGACUUCUCUAUCGUCCUCUUCCAAAUACAGAUGAAAAUGAAAAUCCUACUAAAAAGAAGGGGCGACGUGCAUCAUCACAUGUACCUGAACCAAAUGACUGGACGUUUCUCAAGAGUUUAGUUUUCCACUUCGUUUCAACAAAUAAUUUUCUCUUUGCCUUUGGUUCUUCAAUAAUAUAUGGACAUCUUGCAGCAUACGCACAGUUUCAUUUGCAUAUUAACGAUAAUGAUGCUGCAAUCUUGUAUUCAAUCAUUGGAAUCUCUAUCACCAUUGCCAAAAUAUCACAGGGACUCAUUGCAGACUUCCACAAGGUCCAUCCUAUCUUCAAGGCUAUAAAUCAGUACAUUUUCUUUUAUUUAAUUGGUGGUCUGUCAACUUUAUUCUUGCUGGUGGACACUGGCUAUGGCGGACUAGUAGUUUACUGUAUUUUGUUUGGGGCGAGCAUGGCCGCCAAUGGAGGAUCCUUAAUUCCGGCAAUUCUGAUGGAAAUGUUUGGGCAAAAUAAACUUUCCCUUCCAUAUGCAGUAGUUUUAGCUAAAAUGUCUAUAGGCCAAAUUCUCGGAGCUCCUGUGGCAGGUUGGAUGUACGAGAACACCAAAAAUUACCACUAUCCAUUUCUCUUAGCAUCGGUAUCUAUGACAGCCAGUGCAAUCAUCAUGGUCUAUCCACGCCGAUAUUUGAUGAGGCCACGUGAAGACAGAAGCACAAUCGUGGUGGACAUUGAAAGUCCAACAGCCCAGGAAUUUGAUCGGUUUUUGAGUGAAAAUGACUCAAAAGAAUCGACAAGUUUCAUUGAAACUCGUGAUCAAAUCACAGAAGAAAGUCCACUGAAAAGUAUACCAAGAGACGAUAAAGAAGAUCAGCUGGUUCAGGACAAGAUAGUGUGUGAGAGGACAAGCCUCAUUAUGACGCAGUCAUAGGAAGUGACGUGUUGACAAAAAUCAAGUGGUCUCAAGGAAAAGAUCUUUGUAAGAACGGUCUUUAAUUUUGAAUAUAAAAUAAUAUGUUAUGUAAAGGUGAGUGUUCUUGUAUAUUUUGAUUACAUGAACUCUCAGCUGGUAUUUUGAUUCAGCUUUAAAGAGUGUUAUAGUUUUAAGUUUGUUUGCCGUUUAUAUAAAUUCUUUGAAUUGAACAAAAUGUUUUUUAAAUGUUAAUGCAAUGAAUCUCAAUGCAACUUUUAUUGAAAUACUCAUUAUUUUUGUUUAUCUCAUUACUCUUUUUCAUAGAGUAUUACUAAAGUU
Saccostrea cuccullata (small rock oyster) is the source of this 1941-nucleotide messenger RNA. RefSeq names its product monocarboxylate transporter 14-like. NCBI's taxonomy places the organism in Eukaryota, Metazoa, Mollusca, Bivalvia, Ostreida, Ostreidae. The record is from RefSeq and is a predicted model, not a curated record. The coding region runs from base 145 to 1620 and encodes 491 amino acids. The transcript is spliced from 5 exons. Gene Ontology annotation, cellular component: membrane. Gene Ontology annotation, molecular function: monocarboxylic acid transmembrane transporter activity. Gene Ontology annotation, biological process: transmembrane transport.